AUGCCCGUCGCCCACAUAGGCCUCACAGUCGCCCAUCUUCCAACCUCGACAUCCUUCUUUCUCUCCGCCCUCCAGCCCCUGGGCUACCGCUACAUUGGAGAGUCUGGCCACCAAAUCGGACUAGGCAUUCACAAUGCCGACUUCUUCCUCUGCCAAGAGACGCCUGGCGUAAAGGCUGGUGCCGCACACAUUGCCUUCACCGCUCCUAGCACAACCGCGGUCCGCAACUUCUACACCGCGGCAUUGAAAGCUGGCGGUCGCCCCAACGGAAGCCCAGCCACUCGAUGCGCGGAAACAGGCCACUUCAACGCUGCAGUACUUGACUUUGACGGAAACAGCAUCGAGGCCGUCUACCGCAACGGGCCCGACAUUGCAGAAGACGGCACCGUUUACCAGCACAGCAGAAUCAUCACGUGGUCGAGAACAGUCACCACAACCACCACCACUUCCACUUCCACUUCCUACCGCGAGAGCUCCUCUACCAGCAACACCUACACGUCUGCCUCGAGAACCGCACAGACGACUGCCGCACCACCACAGGCCGAGCCAGCUGUUGCAAAACCACCCACUGUAGUCCGAAGCUUCUCUGCAGACGACGUCAUGUCUUCCCCCCCUCAGCAGCAGGCCGCCAAAUCAGAGUCCGGUGAAGGUGCCGGCAAGCAACUCUUUGGCGCACUUCUUGGAGCCGCUGCAGGAGCUGCUGUUGCCUAUGCAUUCGCCCGGAGCGAACGUGACAGCGCAAAGAAAGAGGCCGAAUUCAACGCUUUCCUCGAUGCCAAAAGCGCGGUCAAGACGGCGGCUACUCUUUUCGCUCAGACCCCGGCGCAGCCUGAACCACCCCAGCAAACCCCACAACCCGAACCGCCAGCUCAGCCAGCGCAGCCCGCACAGCCCGCACCUGAGACGACCGCUCCGCCAAAACCUGCUCCAUCAGUACACCGCAACAACGAUGACAACGACGACGCGCGGUCAACCUAUUCACGCGCCUCUCAGAUUCCAAGGUCAUCAGUCCCCCGCCAAAUCGAGGCUGCCCCGGCCGACUACUACUCGCCUUCCCAGUUUGGUGCCCCAAGUGCCCUUGCCCAGGCUCGCGCCCUCGAGUAUGCAAAGCCGCUUGAGAUUGAGUAUGCGCCCGCCUACUCUCGUGCACCUUCAGCCGCUCCCUCGAGGCUUAGGCCAUCUGACCGUGCCAGCACUAGCCCCGACUUGUUGAUGCUUGAGCAGGCAAGAGAGCAGGCAAGGAGCACAGUGUCGGCAGCCAGGCCAGAGCCCACAUCUUCUUCGUCUUUGAAGCCACCACGACCACACAAGUCUCACAGUGUCGUCUCCAAGGCAUACAGCGCAGCUCCAAGUGCUGCAGCUAGUUCUUUCAUUUCUUCUUUUGUCGCCGACGAUGAGGAUAUGCAGAGCGCUGCCGGUAGUGUUCGUUCGCAUCACACGAGCAGAUCAAAAGCAAAGUCCUCGCAUAGCAAGCAUGGUAGCAGUCGUAGGGAGCGUGAGGCUUCUCCCCCACCAGCUGAAUCCAAGGUUCCUCCCAAGGUUCCUUCCAAAGCUGCCUCAAUUGUCAGCAAUCUCUUCAAACGUGACAAGGCCAAGACCCAAGAGGUGGUAGAAGAAGAAGAAGAAGAUGAGGACUUUAUUGAUGACUUUGAUUUUGACGACAUGAGUGAAGACGAUCUCGACACUGUGGUGCCCAGUGACAGCAUCUCGCAGAUUGGCGAUGGUCCACGCCGCAGACACCGAUCCCACCGUCACAAGAGCAAGGAGAAUGACGAUGCCGAAACCUCUGUCAGCCGCCGCAGCAGGAAGCAUACCGAUAACGCUGAGUCUUCGACCACCCACCGCAGCAAAAAGCAUGCUGAUGACGACGAGUCCACCAUCAGCAAAUCGUCCAGGCGCUCUCAUCGCUCUCGUUCUCACAGGACACCUGACUCGGCCGAAGACGAUGAAUCUCUGCGUCCCCACCGUUCCUCCCGGUCCUCCAAGUCCAAAGCUGCUCACGCAUCCGAACCCAGCGAAGUCUCUACCGUACGCCCCGUCAAGACAUCAUCCUCAUCCUCGUCCGGCAAGUCUCGCAAGGAUAGCCUGACCCAAGGACAGUACGAUCAUCUCUUCGACGAGGUCCAGUACGGAACCGGCAGCGUGCGCGCAUCCAGGCAUCCUCCUUCCCCCAGCAUGGUUAGUGCUGCACGCAAGAACCCGAUGCGUAGUAUGAUUAGCUUUAAUCAUGCGCAAAAGGUGAGGAACUUUGAGGGAAGCCAGGCUGGCAUGUCGCGUGAUAGGGACGACUAG
This is a messenger RNA of Bipolaris maydis ATCC 48331, 2292 nucleotides long. RefSeq lists its product as uncharacterized. NCBI's taxonomy places the organism in Eukaryota, Fungi, Ascomycota, Dothideomycetes, Pleosporales, Pleosporaceae. The record is from RefSeq and is a predicted model, not a curated record.